AUGCCACAGCUGAGCCUCUCCUGGCUGGGUCUGCGGUCGGUAGCAGCCUCCCCAUGCCUGUUCCUGCUGCUGGUUGGGGCCUCCUGGCUCCUGGCUCGUGUCCUGACCUGGAUCUACACUUUUUAUGAAAACUCUCGUCGCCUCCAAUGUUUCCCUCAGCCCCCCAAACGGAACUGGCUCUUGGGUCACCUGGGUAUGGUACCACCUACGGAGCAGGGCCUGAAAAAAGUGUCUGAGCUAGUGGUCACCUACCCUCAGAUCUAUAUGACAUGGAUGGGCCCCAUUUUCCCCAUCAUCAAUUUGUGCCACCCCGACAUCGUCCGAUCUGUCCUCAGUGCCUCAGUUUCGGUGGUGCUCAAGAACACAGUCUUCUACAGCUUCUUGAAACCCUGGCUGGGGGACGGGCUUCUGCUGAGUUCCGGUGACAAGUGGAGCUGUCACCGUCGCAUGCUGACACCAGCCUUCCACUUCAACAUCCUGAAGCCCUAUGUGAAGAUUUUCAAUGACAGCACCAAUGUCAUGCAUGCCAAGUGGCAGCAUCUGAUCUCCGAGGGCAAAAACCGUCUGGACAUGUUUGAGCACAUCAGCCUCAUGACAUUGGACAGUCUCCAGAAAUGCAUCUUCAGCUUCGAGAGCAACUGUCAGGAGAAGCCCAGUGAAUAUAUUGCCACCAUCUUAGAGCUCAGUGCCCUUGUGGCCAAAAGGAACCACCAGCUGUUUCUGCACAUGGACUUCCUGUACCAGCUCACCCCCAAUGGACAGCGCUUCCGUAAAGCCUGCCGCCUGGUGCAUAAAUUCACAGAUGCUGUCAUCCAGGAACGACACCGUACCCUCCCUGAUGAGGGUCUUGAUGACUUCCUCCUGGCCAAGACCAAGACCAAGACAUUGGACUUCAUUGAUGUGCUGCUACUGACCAAGGAUGAAGAUGGAAAGACAUUGUCAGAUGAGGACAUAAGAGCAGAAGUCGACACUUUCAUGUUUGGGGGCCAUGACACCACAGCCAGUGGUCUCUCCUGGAUCUUGUACAACCUGGCGAGGCACCCAGAAUACCAGGAGCGCUGCCGGCAGGAGGUACAGGAGCUCCUGAGGGACCGGGACCCUGAAGAGAUCGAAUGGGACGACCUGGCCCAGUUGCCAUUCCUGACCAUGUGCAUCAAGGAGAGUCUGCGGCUGCAUCCGCCGGUCACGGCCAUCUCGCGUUGCUGUAGCCAGGACGUCGCGCUCUCUGAUGGCCGGGUCAUCCCCAAAGGUGUUAUCUGCAUCAUCAAUAUUUUCGGGGUCCAUCACAACCCAGCAGUGUGGCCGGAUCCUGAGGUCUAUGACCCCUUCCGCUUUGACCCAGACAACAUUAAGAACAGGUCACCUAUGGCUUUUAUUCCCUUUGCAGCAGGGCCCAGGAACUGCAUCGGACAGACGUUCGCCAUGAGCGAGAUGAAGGUGGCGCUGGCGCUGACGCUGCUGCGCUUCCGCGUGCUGCCCGACCACGCGGAGCCGCGCAGGAAGCCUGAGCUGAUCCUGCGCGCAGAGGGCGGGCUGUGGCUGCGGGUGGAGCCGCUGCGCGCGGGCGCUCGGUGACCACAGCCUGCGGGACCCGACCGU
Castor canadensis (American beaver) is the source of this 1599-nucleotide messenger RNA. RefSeq names its product leukotriene-B4 omega-hydroxylase 3-like. NCBI's taxonomy places the organism in Eukaryota, Metazoa, Chordata, Mammalia, Rodentia, Castoridae. Gene Ontology annotation, molecular function: leukotriene-B4 20-monooxygenase activity; heme binding; iron ion binding. Gene Ontology annotation, biological process: arachidonate metabolic process; leukotriene B4 catabolic process. The record is from RefSeq and is a predicted model, not a curated record.